This is a messenger RNA of Colletotrichum karsti, 1341 nucleotides long. RefSeq names its product pap2 domain containing protein. Lineage: Eukaryota; Fungi; Ascomycota; Sordariomycetes; Glomerellales; Glomerellaceae. The coding region runs from base 1 to 1341 and encodes 446 amino acids. The transcript has 2 exons. Gene Ontology annotation, biological process: phospholipid metabolic process. Gene Ontology annotation, molecular function: phosphatidate phosphatase activity. The record is from RefSeq and is a predicted model, not a curated record.
AUGUCCUCGUCCAUCCCCCUCGCCAACCUAUCGCCCUCGUCGAGGCCCUCCUACUACAAAAUGCCCGAAUCACCAGCGCCAUAUGAGCGGCGCUCAGUGCGUCCACGUCGAGGUCAUUGGACCGCCUCCUUGAUCGGAUCCUAUGUCUUCGACUGGUUUGUCUUGCUCGUCACGGCAGCCAUCGCUGGUGUUUUGGGAAUCGUUACCCCAAACAAGCGACCCUUCUCCGUCAUCGACCCAAACAUCUCCUUUCCGUUCACCGAGCACGAAACCGUUCCCAUGUGGCUCGCCGCCAUCUGCGCCGUUCUCGUCCCCAUCAUCGUCAUCGCCCUCGUCUGCCUCGUCCUCGUCCCCGGAAACACCGUUCCCAAGGGUACUCCUAAAAGUCUGAUUUGGAAGCGAAAGCUGUGGGAGUUGCACGUCGGUUGGCUUGGUCUCGCUCUCGCCAGCGUCGGCGCAUUCUUCAUCACCAACGGCAUGAAGAACAUGUUCGGAAAGCCUCGACCCGAUCUUCUCUCCCGCUGCCGCCCCGAUCUCGACAACAUCCAGAAUUACAUCAUCGGUGGCACUGUAGCCAACAUCACCGGUCUGACCGGCACCACUGGCUUUGGCCAGCUCGUCUCAGCUGCAAUCUGCACCAACACCGACAAGCACACCCUCGAUGACGGCUUCCGCAGCUACCCCUCCGGUCACUCUAGCGCUUCUGCGGCAGGCCUCAUUUAUUUAUCCCUCUUUCUCGCCAGCAAGUUUGCCGUUACUAUGCCAUUUGUGGCCACUAACAGCGAUGCGUCCUCUCAUUCGGCUUUCCCCUCCCGCCUGCAAAAGUCUAGCUCCGAAUAUGAGCAAGUUCGAUCAGGAGAAGGGGGUUCUCUUAACCCCGACUCCGCCGGCGCUGCCAGGAUUCUCGCAGACCACAACAAGAUGGUCACUGCGGUUCGACGUCAAGCCGCUGCGCCCCCCAUCUAUCUUCUGGUUAUCGUUGUCCUACCUUGGUUCGGGUCUAUUUUCAUUGCAGGCUCUCGUUGGUUCGACUUCCGCCAUCACGGAUUCGACAUCCUGUUUGGUUACUUGAUCGGCGUCUUCACCUCUAUCUUUGCUUUCCGUUACUACCACCUACCGAUUCGUCAAGGCGCCGGCUGGGCUUGGGGUCCUCGCAGCCAUGACAAGGCGUGGUGGUCCGGAGUGGGCUCAUACAGCUAUGCGACCGACAAGGGAGACUUCAUACGCUCUGGCGACGAGGAGGAGGCGUACAUGUCCCGCCCGGUGGACCAUGCGACCUCUACUCAAUAUGUGGGCAAGACGGGUUCCCACGACGGCUCAGGCCCGGAAAACAGGUUCUGA